Messenger RNA from Xiphophorus maculatus (southern platyfish), 1316 nucleotides. It is a transcript of the gene mob3a, whose product is annotated as MOB kinase activator 3A. Lineage: Eukaryota; Metazoa; Chordata; Actinopteri; Cyprinodontiformes; Poeciliidae. Gene Ontology annotation, cellular component: cytoplasm; nucleus. The coding region runs from base 261 to 911 and encodes 216 amino acids. Gene Ontology annotation, molecular function: protein kinase activator activity. The transcript is spliced from 4 exons. Gene Ontology annotation, biological process: signal transduction; positive regulation of protein phosphorylation. The record is from RefSeq and is a predicted model, not a curated record.
GCUACCGCUAACUUUGCGGUGGUAUACUUUUCGCAUUGCAGGGAGGAGUCAGACGUUAGUUUCUUCAUUAAAGUGGCAUAUUUAUUGAUUUAUCGCCGUAUUUACAGCAUGUUUAGCUGCCUGAACCGAUAAUGUAGGUCGCGCAUAUCACUGACGUACAGCUAUCGACGAGUUAUCGUGUAAUCUUUCGGCAAAAGACCGAAGGAAACAGGAAAGCGGAACAAUAAAUAAUUCACCAGAGGGAUCCGUCGUAGGCGACCAUGUCCAUGGCCCUGAAGCAAGUCUUCAACAAAGACAGAACGUUCCGGCCCAAGCGCAAGUUCGAGCCCGGCACGCAACGCUUUGAGCUGCACAAGAAGGCGCAGGCGUCUCUAAACGCGGGCCUGGACCUGAAGCAGGCCGUGCAGCUGCCGCACGGCGAGGACCUCAACGACUGGGUGGCCGUCCACGUGGUCGACUUCUUCAACCGCAUCAACCUCAUCUACGGCACAAUCAGCGACUCCUGCACCGACCAGACCUGCCCCGUCAUGUCCGGCGGGCCCAAGUACGAAUACCGCUGGCAGGACGAGCACAAGUACAAGAGGCCGACCGCGCUGUCCGCGCCCAAGUACAUGAGUCUGCUCAUGGACUGGAUCGAGGUACAGAUCAACAACGAGAACAUCUUCCCCACCAACAUUGGUACUCCCUUCCCUAAGUGCUUCAUGCAGGUGGCUAAGAAGAUUUUGUCUCGUCUAUUCCGGGUGUUUGUCCACGUCUACAUCCACCACUUCGACCGGGUCUCCCAGAUGGGGGCCGAGGCGCACGUCAACACCUGCUACAAGCAUUUCUAUUACUUCGUCACUGAGUUCAACCUGACGGACCACAAAGAACUGGAACCCCUGAAAGAGAUGACUGCUCGAAUGUGCCACUGAGGGACCUGAGGACACGUCCGUCUGUCUGUCCAUCUCCACGACUGAAUCAGAGAGAGAAAUGGGAGCAAAGAAAUCCAGAGUCUAUUUUUAUAUUUAAGUACUGUAAUCUAUUUUAUCCACAUUCUUUAGGUUUUUAAUGAGAACAUUCUUGUGUGAGGCAAACUAUUCCUUUAAAAAAUGAAAAACAAAAGAGAAAAAGCUCUUGUAGACAUGCUAUCAGAGCUCAGUAUUAAGUGGUGUAUGUUUGUGUUCAUGUCUUUCUAUUUUAUUUCAAUCAUUCCACCAUGCUAUCUCCUUCCUCUCGGUUUAAAAAUGAUCUGAAAUUAGAUUUUUAUUUCUGACUGUAAGUCUUAAAAAUCACGAUGUUGUUACAUUAAAGUGAUUUCUAAUCUCUUUUAAGUGGAA